This is a messenger RNA of Xyrichtys novacula (pearly razorfish), 1328 nucleotides long. The record is from the annotation of a GenBank genome assembly. Lineage: Eukaryota; Metazoa; Chordata; Actinopteri; Labriformes; Labridae.
AUGCUGCCCCACUUCGAUGAGCUGCUCCUCCAUCCAGACUGGGAAGUUUUUAAGAGUCACCGUCAAGCUGAAGGUUUCUGAAGUUCUCUUUUAAUGAUUUUGAGAAACUUUUCAAAGUUCUUGUAGUUGUUUUCACCGAGGUCCAAACACUCCAGCUUUUCUGGGGGUUUGUAGACGCCCAAGAGAAAAUUGAUUUUAAAUCUGUCUGUUGAAUCUUUUAAGUCUGUUUCCAAUGUAGUGACCCAUCUUUCUGCUUCUCCAAAAUCUAUCUUGGGUUGUUACAGUCUACAUCCAAGAAGACCCUGGCAGACCCCAUCACCUGCUGGACUCUGAGCUCCUGCAUACUGGGUUACAGGUGAGCAUGGAGUACAGAUUCCACCAACUACAAAAAAAAAACCUGGUACAGCAGUUUUAUCUGAUGCAUCCAGAUUUCCUAACCCCUGCCAAUUUUAAUCUCUCCCAAACACCAGUGCUUUGCCCACUUUGAGGGACGGAUCUUCUUCAUUCUGGACCCCUUUAACUGAAGUCUGCACCAGCACAGAAACCUGCCUCUGGACACCAUCCCCGAGAAACCGGUACAUAAAACAGAGAUAAUGAUUCACUUAUUAGUUAAAAACUGUGCCGGUCUAAAGAAUAAAUUUGUCCUUUUUGUUUUAAGACUACACCGAGACGUCGAUGACCCCCUCUUGCUCCAGGACCCGGCUGAAGAAUGAAGACAAAGACUUGGUCCCCUGAUUGGAGGUAAGUCAAUCUUUGCGAGUGGUCUUGCUUGUUUCAGUCAAAGUUUUAUGGUGAUAAAUUGAUGUUAACAGUCCACUAACUGGAUCUGAUCCCUGUCUGCCUUCUGUAGUCACCACCCUGCAGGCGGACUUCCUGUCUCACUGUGAGCCCGUAGACCUUCAACCUCGUCCAGAAAACCCUUACUCAGGACAUGGUGAGUGCGCCUUUCUCUUUCAGGCUCUACUUUGAGGAGCACACAUGAGCAGCUUUCUUAAAUCCUUCUAACAGAUGAGUCCGUUAAGAUGAUGAUAGUUGGAUGUUUUUACUCGAUGGGCACAGAUAAACCUCCACAACCCAUGAAGAGUGCAAGCUUUGCUAUGUCACUGUCACUUUAUAGAUCUCCUCCACCUUUAUAUCGCUGACAUUAUCAGUAUUAUUGACAUUAUAGGAUUUUCACUGAGACCUUUUCUGACUGAUAGAAAACUAAAUGAAAACGAGGCAGAAUAUUCACUCAUGACAGUUUUCUUCAUUUACAGGAGGAUACUCGAGUCUCGACUGAGGACCAAGUGAUGAAGAUGGAUGACCUGUCUGUGACACAAGGGUCAUAG